Messenger RNA from Vicugna pacos (alpaca), 3777 nucleotides. The record is from RefSeq and is a predicted model, not a curated record. Lineage: Eukaryota; Metazoa; Chordata; Mammalia; Artiodactyla; Camelidae.
AGUGCACCCGGGCCUUGUGCGGCCUCUGCAGUUGUCGACCUCACUGGGCGCCUGCCGUGGACCUUGCUCGUGCUGGUCUAGGACAAGACAGUGAGAGUCAGAUACUGAGUAUCGGUGAAACCUUGGAAACCCGACAGAUUGUUGGCGCUCGGUCAGGCAUUCCCAUGUGGUGGCCUGGAGAUGCCAGGGGGAGUGUGUAAGAGGGAACAAACCUUUUCCCCACUUGGGUUUCAGGCCUGCGGCAGCACGGACCUUCUCGGGCCGUCUACUCUCAGUCUCUAGAAUUAUCACCUCCUGAGAGGCCUUUCCUCUGUGCUGGGAGUCGCGUAUGCCCACAGAGAACAGUUGAAAUAUGUAGUUGGGUAGAGCUUGACCAGGCGCAGAUCCCUAUCCAGGUGUAUGAGGUUCCAGAAGCAAGCGAUGUGAUCUUGGCAGCGGCAGAGAAGGCGCGUGUCUUGAAAGGAGGCAACAGGAAAUGCAGCAGAGACGUCCUGAGGCUAUGGAGCAUGGAGUGCUGGACCUGCCAACACCCAGGGUGCAUAUGGAACUAGUGUGGCCAGCUGGCAAGGUUAUGAGAACUACAAUUAUUACGGUGCCCAGAACACCAGCGUCACCACAGGAGCAACCUACAGCUAUGGCCCAGCCUCAUGGGAGGCCACCAAGGCCAGCGAUGGCCUGGCGACUGGGGGCCCUGCCAUGCAUAUGGCUUCUUAUGGCCCAGAGCCGUGCACCGACAAUUCUGACUCCCUCAUUGCCAAGAUCAACCAACGUUUGGACAUGAUGUCCAAGGAAGGAAGCAGGGGCGGGAGCAGCGGCGGUGGGGAGGGCAUGCAGGACCGGGAGAGCUCCUUCCGCUUCCAGUCGUUUGAGCCCUAUGAUUCCAGGCCUUGCCUGCCGGAGCACAAUCCCUACCGCCCCAGCUACAGCUUCGACUAUGACUUUGACCUGGGGCCUGACCGCAAUGGUGGCUUUGGUGGUCAGUACAGCGACUGCCGGGACCCAGCCCGUGAGCGGGGCUCCCUCGAUGGCUUCAUGCGGGGCCGAGGCCAGGUCCGCUUCCAGGACCGGAGCAACCCCAGCACUUUUAUGCGCAGCGACCCCUUCAUGCCGCCUGCAGCCUCCUCUGAGCCUCUCUCUGCUCCGUGGACUGAGAUGAACUAUGUGGGUGGGCGGGGCCUGGGAGGCCCCUCCCCCAGCAGGCCCCCGCCUUCCCUCUUCUCCCAGUCCAUGGCCCCUGACUUCGGAGUGAUGGGCAUGCAAGGGGCGGGUGGUUAUGACAACUCUGUGCCCUAUGGAUGUGGCCGGUCACAGACCCGGAUCAGGGAUCGGCCCAGGUGGAGAGGGUUUGAUCGCUGCGGCCCAGAUAGCUUGGGCAGGAAACGGAAGCAGCUGCAGAUUUACGACGAGCCAGACACCAAACAGGCCCGGGCUGACAGUGAAGGCGAUUUUUCCGAAAACGAUGAUGGAGCUGGUGACUUCCGAUCAGGAGAUGAAGAAUUCAGGGGUGAGGACGAAUACUUCGACUCCGGGAGGCAGCGAGGAGAGAAGGAUGACGAGGAUGAUGAAGUGAAGAAGAGGAGGGAAAAGCAAAGGAGGAGAGACAGGAUGCGAGACCGAGCAGCUGACAGGAUUCAGUUUGCCUGUUCCGUGUGCAAGUUUCGUAGCUUUGAAGACGAAGAAAUCCAGAAGCACCUGCAAAGCAAAUUUCACAAAGAGACACUGCGGUUUAUCGGAACCAAGUUGCCCGACAAGACAGUGGAGUUCCUUCAGGAAUACAUUGUGAACAGGAAUAAGAAAAUUGAGAAGCGGCGUCAGGAGUUGAUGGAGAAGGAAAGCACAAAACCAAAACCAGAUCCUUUCAAAGGGAUUGGCCAGGAGCACUUCUUCAAGAAGAUAGAGGCUGCUCACUGCCUGGCUUGUGACAUGCUGAUCCCUGCACAGCACCAGCUCCUCCAGCGGCACCUGCACUCUGUCGACCACAAUCACAACCGCCGGUUGGCUGCUGAACAGUUCAAGAAAACGAGUCUCCAUGUGGCUAAGAGCGUUUUGAACAACAGACAUAUAGUGAAGAUGCUGGAGAAAUACCUCAAGGGUGAAGACCCUUUCACCAGUGAAGCCGUCGAUCCAGAGAUAGAAGGAGAUGACAAUUUAGGAGGUGAGGAUAAGGAAGAGACACCAGAGGAGGUAGCUGCAGAGGUCUUAGCUGAGGUGAUUACAGCGGCAGUGAGAGCAGUAGACGGGGAAGGAGCACCUGCUCCAGAAAGUAGUGAAAUGCUGGCUGAAGGGGAAGCCACACCUGAGGCCACGAGUGGUCCCCACGCUGAAGAGCCGCUGGAAGCAGAGGCACUCUGUGGAGUGGCAUCUGAGAAGGGUAACGCCAAAGCAGAGGCCAGAGGUGAAGCUGCUGAGGCCGGAGGGGACGUGGAAACCCUGGCAGCAGAGGCGGAAGGCACCCUGACGGCCACGGCUCCUGCCCCAGCUGCCACAGAAGCCGACGGAGAACAAACUGCUGCAGACUGCAGAGAUGCUCUUCCCACAGAAUGAGCCUUCUCUCCCUGUUUCAAGGGAUAUGUUGUAUAGUGUAUUGUUCUUUCUCCUUUGGUUCAUGAGCAGUACUAGGGUGUUACUGGAAUAGUCUUAUUUUGGUGAAGAGACCCAGCCAUUUCCUUCAGAAAAGUGUACCUCACAGGCUUGUCUUGCAGAGCUAUGUGGCUUUUUGCCCUGGUUUGAAGGCUGCAGAAGUUGUACAUUCCCCCAGGCGGCUGUAACAUUUCUUUACACUGCAGUUGGAAUAAUAAAAAUUUGAGUGAUUAGAUUUUGAUGAUAUUUUGCUUGUUAAGUCUAGCUACUGGCUAAAGGCUGCCCCCAUCCCUUUUAGAAAUUUAAAAAUUUUUUUUGUCUGGGAGCAGCUCAAUACUAGAAUGUAUCUUGCUUUAUUUUGCGGAGGUGGGGAAGGGAGUUAAGUUUCAAGAAUUUGCUUUGGCUUCCUUUUUUAACCUCUGCUUCUGUGGUGUGCUGCAUGGUGUGUGGUCCUCCCUCACAAGAUGUAACAGAAUCUUCUUAACUGUGAUGUUGAUUCUGUCACAUCAGUGAACUCUCAAAGGCCUGAUGAAUCUGGCACACCUGCACCAUAGAUGGACACCCACUUGCCCCUCAAGAAUGAGGACACUUUGUGUAGGGCAUUAUUUCCCAAUCUUUCAUCCUUGGUGAAUCGCCUUUACAAUCUUUUACCUCAUUUGUAUUCCAUCUCUGCAUUACUUCAGGGUUUUGUGGGGUUUUUUUUUCUUUAAAUUGAGUUACUUCUAAUUAAAUACAUUUAAAAAGAAAAUGAUGUCACGCUCAUGAAUGGAAAACCAAUAUAAAUUGCCAUAGACAGACACUACCUAUGAAAAAUAAAUAAUUUAGAUAAAUACUAUUCCUUUGGAAGUUUCUGAGUCUGUGAGAAAGGAAAGCUAGCAUGUGUUAAAGGGUAGUAAACAACAGUUACACUUCCAUAUAAUCAGAAUUGGAAGGUACCUUCCUUUGGAAAUAUUGCUGGGUCUGUUUUCCUAUAAACCUUCAAACUGUCACAUUUGGGGAAGCGCUGGCCAGUGGGAAAUUAUUUGUAAAAAGGGGCAGUAAAAUACUUGAUGAGCAUCUAUUGUGUACCAGGUGCUAAUUCAUGAUAAAAAAUAAGAUAUAGGGCUACUCUCAGGGAGCCUUAUUGGAGAUAUGAGAUGAACAUUUAUAAAAAAGUCAAUGUGAGAACUAAAAAGAAGUAAACUGCUUAGUAAGCAA